Molecule: messenger RNA, 1551 nt
Organism: Prorocentrum cordatum
Lineage: Eukaryota; Dinophyceae; Prorocentrales; Prorocentraceae
Source: the annotation of a GenBank genome assembly
AGGGCCCCUGGCCGCCCCGGAGCGCGCCGCGGAGCCAUGCCCGACGCCGCCGCGCUGCCGACGCUGCCCCUGCGGGCGGACGUGCUGCUCAGCAACUCGAUCUUCGAGGAGCUGUCCGAGGGCGGCAUAUCCGAGGAGUUCCUGCGGCACCACUGCGGCGCGGAGGACCUCGCGGACGUGGAGUGCCUGGAGCUGCAGGUGGACGCCACCGGCGGCGCCCAGCAGGUGGAGAGGCUGGGCGCCCUGGUGCCCAGCCUGCAGGAGCUGCGGCUGAACCAGUCGAGCGUCCCGUCCUUGCGCGACCUCGGCACCGGCCUGUCCAGGCUGCGCGUCCUCUGGCUGUGCAGGAGCGCGGUGCAGGACUUGGGCGGGAUCUCGGCGUUGCCUUCAUUGGAGGAGCUCUAUUUGUCGUUCAAUGACAUCAAAGAGCUCUACCCCUUGGUGACGCAUGAAUCGUUGCAGGUGCUCGAUUUGGAGGGCAACCUCGUGGAGGACUUCUCCGAGGUGCAGAGCCUCGAGGCCGUCACAAGCCUCCGGGAGCUCAACCUCAGCCUCAACCCGCUCUGGAAGGGCGCCGGGGUCUCGAGGGACCGCGUGCUGCAGGCCCUGCCGCGGCUCGAGGUGCUGGAUGACAUACCGCGUGACCGAGUGGCUGACGAGCAGCUCCUGGAGAGCACAUCCAACUGCCUCGGGAGCUUGCGCAUCGACGAACAGGCGCGCUCGGACGAAGGCGCCGCGGCGGAGCCCAACGAGCAGGACCUCGUCGUCGAGAGCCUCAAGCGGGCACCGAGACCCACGCCGAGCGCGCUGACGUUCCGCCACGCGGCCACGGCGCGCGGCGCGGACGAGGGAAGGCAGCCCGGGGGGCCGCACCUCGGCCGCCGCGAGCUGCGAACCGCCUGGGGGUCGAGCAGCGGGUCCUCGUCCACCUCGUACCGGCCCGCCACAGCGUCUUCUUCCAGCGCCACGAGCUCUCUAGCGUCCAGCAGGGGCGGCGGCGGGGAGGAGCCGGGCGCGGGCAGCGACCUGACGCUCGGGGACGACGGCGCGCCGCUCGUGGGGAACCCGCUGGCCGCGGCGCGGAGGCGCCGACAGAAUGCCGCCGUGGGCAAGGAGCACCCGAGCGCAAGCGACCUCGACAUCCGUGCCUCCACCCCCCGCUCCGCGGUGGCCGCGCGAAUAAAGGCAGACAGAAGAAGUGGGUGUGCUUUGCAGCAUGCCUCGGGCAUCCAGCUGCCUGCGGCAAGCCCCGCCACCGUGCCAUCGCAUCAGCGCAGCAGGAGGGGGUGUGGUAUCCAGGCCCGUUCCCCAGCUCGGCGCCAUGCCUGAACUUGUGCUGGCCUUUGAACGCCCCCUCGUUGUCCACAAGCCGGGUUCUCCUCUUCUCUCGCCCUCCUCGCUCCUCCCCGCUCUUUGAGGGCAUGCUCAUGGCUUCGCUGGUUCUCUGGGGGGACGAAGAGCCCGUCAGGGUCUCGGUGCCGCCUCGGGCUGGACAGUGCCACCAGCCGCUCCCGAAGAGAUUCAGUUGAAUCAUCCGAAGGAUGAGGAGGG